UUUGGUGCGAAUCAGCGUUUGUAAGCGACUUCAAAACGGAAGGACUUGAGCAACUAGCAGCCUGCAGCUAUCAACACCUGAAGAAGCACUGGACCUGCAUGAUGUGUGUGGAUAGUUGCCAAUAUGUAAACACCAAGAAAAUUGUUAAAACGCAAGCAUCGAAACUCCAAAAGCCUCUGCUCGCCUGCACAGACACUGCUGCUCGACGGUCCAAACAGCUUGCUUUGUAUCCCAACCCCACUCAUAUUCCCUCAUCGCUGGACAACAGCAUCGGUUCUUUCACACAAGCUAUGUUGCAGCAAGACCAAUUUUGCAGUUCAAGCUCUCAGAUAUUGGAGAGGGCAUUAUGGAGGUGACAGUUAAAGAAUGGUAUGUGAAAGAAGGCGACAAAGUGUCUCAGUUCGACAGCAUCUGUGAAGUCCAGAGUGACAAAGCAUCUGUGACCAUCACCAGCCGUUAUGAUGGAAUCAUUCGUAAACUCUACCAUGAUGUCGAUUCCAUUGCCCUUGUAGGCAAACCUCUCAUUGACAUUGAAACGGACACAGGUCAAGUGGAGGGUCCCCAGGAGGAUGUGGUGGAGACGCCCGCCAUGUCUCAAGAGGAGCACACGCACCAGGAGAUCAAAGGUCACAAGACUCAGGCCACCCCUGCCGUCAGACGCUUAGCCAUGGAGAACAAUAUUAAAUUAAGCGAAGUCAUCGGCACUGGAAAAGACGGCCGCAUUCUCAAAGAAGACAUCCUGAACUUCUCAGCCAGGCAGUCGGGGGCCAUCUUACCCCCAGCGCCCUUCCAGGAGAUUCGUCCUCCUCCUCCUGCGGCUGUAGCACCUUCAGCUCCAGCUGCAAAGCCCAAAGAGAAGAUGAGUCCACCUAGUAUACCCACUCCUGUGAUCCCUAAACCUGUUUUCACAGGCAAAGACCACACUGAACCCAUUAAAGGCUUUCAGAAGGCGAUGGUAAAGACCAUGUCAGCAGCCCUGAAGAUCCCUCACUUUGGUUACAAAGACGAAGUGGAUCUGAGCCAGUUGGUCCGGUUGCGCUCAGAGCUGAAAGGCCUGGCUGAGUCACGAGGAGUGAAGCUCAGCUACAUGCCGUUCUUCAUCAAGGCAGCAUCUCUUGGUCUCCUCCAUUUUCCAAUUUUCAACUCUUCUUUGGAUGAAAACUGCACAAAUAUCACCUAUAAGGCUGCUCAUAACAUCGGUCUGGCGAUGGAUACCAGUCAAGGACUUCUAGUUCCCAAUGUGAAGAACGUACAGAUGCUCAGUGUCUUUGAAAUCGCAGUGGAGCUCAACCGCCUGCAGACGUUGGGAAUGGCAGGACAGUUGGGGACCACCGACCUCACGGGAGGAACGUUCACGCUCUCAAACAUUGGAUCGAUUGGAGGAACCUACGCAAAGCCGGUCAUAUUACCGCCUGAGGUUGCUAUUGGUGCUCUUGGAAAAAUCCAGGUGCUGCCCCGGUUCAACCACAAGGGCGAGGUAGUGAAAGCGCACAUCAUGAAUGUGAGCUGGUCCGCCGACCACCGGAUCAUCGAUGGAGCCACCAUGUGUCGUUUCUCCAACCUGUGGAGAUCGUACCUGGAAAACCCCGCUUCCAUGGUCCUGGAUCUGAAGUAGAAAGCACACUUCCUCCAAGCACAUCUAGACGUAUCUAGACUCUGUCUCCCGACACUAAAGAUUUUUUGGUUACUGGGGCACUGAGCUA
Molecule: messenger RNA, 1703 nt
Organism: Sinocyclocheilus anshuiensis
Lineage: Eukaryota; Metazoa; Chordata; Actinopteri; Cypriniformes; Cyprinidae
Product: lipoamide acyltransferase component of branched-chain alpha-keto acid dehydrogenase complex, mitochondrial-like
Exons: 11
Coding region: 347-1615 (422 amino acids)
Cellular component (GO): cytoplasm; mitochondrion
Molecular function (GO): lipoic acid binding; acetyltransferase activity
Source: RefSeq, a predicted model, not a curated record